Molecule: messenger RNA, 6975 nt
Organism: Eimeria acervulina
Lineage: Eukaryota; Apicomplexa; Conoidasida; Eucoccidiorida; Eimeriidae
Product: bromodomain-containing protein, putative
Exons: 18
Coding region: 1-6975 (2324 amino acids)
Biological process (GO): transcription by RNA polymerase II; RNA polymerase II preinitiation complex assembly
Cellular component (GO): transcription factor TFIID complex; extracellular region
Molecular function (GO): RNA polymerase II general transcription initiation factor activity; neurohypophyseal hormone activity; TBP-class protein binding
Source: RefSeq, a predicted model, not a curated record
AUGCUGGCGGCGGAGCCCCGCCGGACUCGAGGUGGGGGGGGCCCUCGAACCUCUCCUCCCGAAGUGCGCAGCACUAGCAGCAACAGCAGCAACAACGGCAGCAGUGGCAGUAACAUUGGUUUUAACGUCAAUAACACGAGAUUCUUGUUGGAUUAUCUUUAUCCAGAGGAGUGCCCAGCAGCAGCAACGGCAGCCGCAGCUGCAGCAGCGGCUGCUGCAGCAGCAAAUCGGCCGCCCUUUGCCAGGACAGAGCCGUUUCCGUGUGUCUUUAAGACUCGGAGUCUCAAUCAGGCUUCCAUAUGGAACAGCAGCAGCAACAGGAGCCGCAGGACUGGCAAGGCGACAGCAGCAGAAGCAGAAGCAGGGGCCGCAGUAGAUGGAUCUGCAAGUUCGGCCGAUGCAGCUGCAGCAGCUGCUACUGCAGGCAGCAGCAGCAGCAGCAGGAGUAGAUUCCGAGCUGCAACAGCAGCAGCAGCCCGCAGAAGGGAGCAGCAGCAGCUGCUGCUGAAUGGAGGCUGCAGCAGCUGGCUCGACAGCAUGCAUGCGGAGUUUUUCUUUUUGUCCUAUCCCCUUGAUGCGCAGCUUCCCCUUCAUCUGCCUCCAGAUUGUUUGUCGAUUGUUGGCUCCGUGCUGCCUCUGCUGCUGCCUACCGUCAGCUGCCUUUCAGUGGCUGGGAACACAGCAGCAACAGCAGCAGCGGCACCAUCGCUGCGGCGGCGGUGGCGGCAGCAGCAGGACUUGCCAAUUCAUCUGCUGCAGAGCAACACCAGCGCCCCUCCGGGAGCCUCCUUUUUUAGCAGCAGCAGCAGUAGUAGCGACGUUCUGUGGAUGUCAGAGCGCAGCUGGCUGCUGCAGCAGCAGCCGAACAGCAACAGCCACAGAAUUCUUUUGGGGCAGUUGGUGCGGGGGUCGCUACAGCAGCACCAACAGCAGCAACAGCUGCAAGUAAAAGAAUUAUCCCCAGAAGUAGAGGAAAGCAUGAAACUUCUGCUCCUGCUUCCACUCCAUUUGCAACGGCAGGUGCCCCUGCUACUGUUGCAGCUUGCUGCUAGCCUGCGAGCGCUGCAGCAGCAGGCAUCUGCUGUGGAGGCUGAGUUGCUGCUGCGAAAGCAGCAGCAUAUCCAAGCGCAGCAGCAGCCAGGCAGCAGCAGUGGGAGCAGCAGCAGUUGGCUGUGUGCAGCAAUGCUCAUCAAUCCGGAUGACAUCUUUCCCUGCAACCCCUGGCAGCAGCAACAGCAGUAUCAGCAACAGCAGCAACAGCAGCAGCCAGGGUUUACGCUGGGAUCUCUAGGAAUGCGCUUUUGCUGUUGCUUUCUGCCAGGAGGCACGAAGCGGGGAAGAGGCUGCGGCAGCAGCAGCUGCUGGUGCAGCUUCUGCUACUUAGAAAACUGCCCUGUGGGGGUUGAAGAAGUCGACAGCGAUGCUGAAGACAAUGAAGCAACAGCAGCAAUACCAGAAGCAACUGCAGCUGCUGAAGGCAGCACGGCAGAUGGGGUCCCGAGCAGUACUGGUGCUGCAGCAGCAGCUGCUGCAGCAGAAGCAACAAUUGUUGCACCUGCUGCUCAUCAAGAGGAGGACCGGGGCGGAAGCAAAAUUGCGACAGACGGUCAGGGUAGCGAGGAGCCAGGGGAUCAGCGAGAAGAUGCAGCGGCAGAAACAGCCGCAGCUACAACCCCAACAGCAGCUGCUGCAACAGUAACACCAGCUGCUACAGCAGCAGAAGCAGCGACCGAAGCGGCAACAGCAGCGGCAACUGCAGCAACACCAGAAGCAAAUGAAGGAGCGGACGCAGAUGAGGAAUGGGAGCUGGAUAACGCUUUGGAAGACGCUUUAGAAAGUGUUGCUGCGGAUGCCGCUGCUGCUGAAGCAGCAGCAACAGCAGCAGCAGCAACGGCAGCAAAUGAUACUGAAGAUCUUGCGUUUUUUGCCAUGCCCGACUGCCCUGGAACCCCUUCAGCCUCUGCGGCAGCAACAACAGCAGCAGCAACAACAACGCCCAGAACUCCUGCUGUUGCAUCGGAAGCUCAGUCUAUGCAGCGAGAUGGCUGCAGUCAGGCUGGCCGCCGUUCAGCAGCGCAGCAGCAACAACAUCAGCACAGACAUCCAUCAGUGCAGCAAACAACUGGGGAUUUGGAUCAGGAGUUCGAAUUCGAUGAUGUGGAUGUAGACGAUGCCCACGCUGCUGCUGCUGCUGCUGCGGAGCGCCACCCACAACAGCAGCAGCAGCAGCAACUCCACGGAAUGCGGACACAUGCGCUGGGAGUUGCUGGGGAAGGAGGAGGAGGAGCAGCAGCAGGGAUGUCGGGUGCUGCAGGGGUGCCUCGAGUUUCGUCUGGGACGGCAGCCGCUGAGGCGGAGGCUGCGGCUGCAGCAGCAGCAGCAGCAGCAACAGCAGAGAACGCGUUUGUCCAAAGCAUGCUAUGGGGCGAGCUGCCGGGCAGCAGCAGCUUUGUGCUGGCUCAGGGAUUUGCUGCUUUGGCGUGGAAGGAAAGCGACGCAGUAGCAACAGCAGCCGACGAAGCAGCAGCAGAUGAAGCAGCAGAGCACCAAGAGGGAGCGCGCGACUCCGAGCGGCAGCGAGAAAGGGCAGCAGCAGCAGCAGCAGCAGCAGCAGCAGCUGAAGAGGAGGCAGCAACGCGCAGAGAUCUUCUGGCGGAGUUAGAGAGGAACACUGUUGCCGCUCUACAGAACAGGCAUGGCAUGCAGCAGCAGCAGCAGCUAAGUCUUCACUCCAGGGAGACGCAAGUGCUGCUGCAGCGGCAGCAAGGGCUCCGGUUUUUGCUGCUUCUGCUGGCGACGCCUCCUGUCUGUCAUCUGAGCACCUUUGCAAGUGUCUUCCACCCCGGCGCUGCUGCUGCAGAUGCUGCGCAGCUGCAACAGCUGCGUCAAGGAGGGGUCGAUUGGCGCAGGCGGCAUUGCGCCUUGCGGGACGGUGUAAACGAUAGCAGCAGCAGCAGUAGCUGCAGCGGGGGCAGCGAUCGCAACAGUUGCUCAGGCUUGGCUUUUGAAUGGGGCAGUAUAUGGGCAGCAAGACGGCAACAGCAGCGGCUGGUACAGCGGCGGCAGCAGCUGCUGCGCUGCUUUUUCCUAGACCUCAAUGACAGCUCUGCUGCAAUGGCCGUGAGCAUGGAGCUUGGCGCUGAGGAAGGAGAGGAUUUGGCAGGGACGCCUUUAGGGGUGGGCCCGACAGGCGGAGGCAGUGGACUGAAGGCGGGGGGAGGCGGUUCGGGGGGUGUGGGAAGCGAAGCAGCAGCAGCUGCUGCUGCAGCGGCAGAAGCAACGUCUGGCCCUAGCAGGGCGCAGCUGCAGAAGAUGCGGAGGAGGGCCAAACAAGAAGUGCUGAAGAUAGACAAGCAAAGGAGGAUCGAAUUGGUGAAACAAGGAAAAAGCGCUUAUGAACUCAGGGCGCUAGCUGCAGCAGAAGACUUGCGGCGCGAAUACCACAUGCGGAAUCCGCUGCAGGAGUUUCUGCUGACAGCAGCAGAAUUCGGUGGGGGGGCGCAGGGGCAGCUGCUGCGGCAGCUGAACGUCUCCUUUGACAACGACUACGCAAAGAGACAAAUUCACCAGCGGGGGGCUCCGCUGCUGCACGCGAAGACGGCGCUGCAGCUGUACGGAGCGUCUCCGGUGGCUGGCCGUCGGGCGCGCGUUGCGAUGUUUCGAUUUCACCGUCCGGAUUUGCGCAUGUCUUUUGCAAAUUGUUCAAAGAAGAGAUCGACGACUAAUAAUGCUGAGAGACCCUGGGUUGUCCUGCCUCCUUUCAGCAGCGAGGUGUUGCGCCGCAGCGCAGAGUCGGUUGCAUUUGGCGGGUCUUCUGGUUUUGAAGAUUCCUCUUCCUCUUCUGCUCAGCAUCCGAGCGUUUGUUUCCACGACGCGAGUGAUUUAACGCUAAGUGACGACUGCCCUUUUGUCGUCUUUGAACACACGGAACAGCAGCCCUUCAUCAUCAACAACGCAGGCAUGGCCAUUCGAAUCCGCCGAUACGUACGGCCGCUACAGGACCAACACAACGCCAGCAGCAGCAGCGGCAGCAGCAGCAGCAAGCAAGACGCAAUACGCAGAGAGGAAGAAAGACUGCAGGGUUCUUUAGGUACAUUUGGGGGUUUGCGUUUGGUGGAGCAAAACGAGAAGGCGCCGACCAUCUUCGGGGCAGACAUACCUCUUGAACCAGGCAUGUCUGCUUUGCCGCUGCUGCUGCUGCUGCAUUUUUCUGGUGCUCUGGGCGAGGGGCAGGCGGUGGUAGACUGCCCUCUGUUUACUGCUUUGUUGUUCCCUCACCCUCAAAACCCGAUGUCUCCUUUGGGAGGGGAAGGCCGCUUUAACGACCCGCGUCGAGGCGAUUUUCUUCUUAUCCGCCGAAAAACCAAAGAAGGAUGGAAAGUUAGACAGUUGCAGCCAAAGGUUGAGGUGCCUGCCCCGCAGUCAAAGAAGCUGCUGGAUGACCGCAAGCUUCAAUCAAAGGCCUGGGCCUUGAGGUUUGUGCGGGAGACAGGCGUGACGGAGAUGAAGCGGGUGAAAGAGAACAUCAAAGCGCGUUUUUGUCCUCCUGUUGUUGAGAAGGAGGUCGCACAGCUGCUGAAGCAACUGUCUCCAAUAGCGCCUCACCGUCUGCCGCUGCUGCCAGAGGCGUCCCUCAUUUCUAUCAUCUCCCCAGAGACAGUGUGUGGCCUAGAGACGUCACAGGCAGCCUGGCUGCGGCUGCGUGCUGUGGGCAUCAGCACGUUGACAAGCCCUGAGGGGCUCAGCAAUGCAUGCGCCUUCGUGGAGGCGGAGGAGCGCCAGCAGCAGCAAGCUGCUGUUACUGCACGCAGGCGGCUGCGGCAGCUGCAGCAACAGCAACAGCAGCGGCGCGAGGCCCUGGGCCUGCCAAGCGACGGGGCUGCCGCCGCUGCUGCAGCGGAGCAGCAGCAGCUGCAGCAGCUGCUGCUGAUGCUGAGCAGCAGCCGCGCAGGACGCCGCCAUUCCCCUCUCAUUCGUUUUAUUGAGGAGUUGCUGCUUCUUGUGCCUUGGCAGACAACCAAGGAAUGCCGUGAAGUGCUGCAGAACAAAGGCUCUGCUCAGUUCCUCCUAACCGGAUUUGCAGACCCUUCCUGCGGGCGAGGGGAAGGUAUCGCGCUGCUGAAACGGGGCAGCAGAAGCCGCAGCAGCGGCACCAACCCGCUCGUAGUGCAGCAGCCUCUCAGACGUCAUGCAGCGGGAGGCAUUGCGGGGACUGUAGACGAUCUGCGCAAACUCGGAAUGAUGGAACUGAGGGCCAGGCUACUGCAGUAUGGCCUCAGUGAUGCAGUCAUCAGGACGCUCCCUAGGUGGGACCAGGUUGCGUUGGUGAGACAAUAUCGCGACGGGUUUGGGGCUGAGGAUGGCAGCAGCAAAGGGAGGGGUGCCGGGGUUCGUUUGCCUACAGAGGAGUACGAAGCGAAGCUCUGCAGCAUUUUGAAGCGACAGCAGGCUGCCUUGAGAGCUGAUGAGCCCGUUGUUACCGACACAGACGAUGAUUUGCCGCCGUCCACCCCGCAGCAGCAGCAGCAACUUGGCGCAGACGCAGCUGCUGCAGCGGGAGUUGCUGCUGCUGCGACAACCGCUGGGCAGCAGCAGCAAAGUGGAGCAGGAGAAGAUGUUGCCGACGCCCUUUUCGCUGGGUGCGAGGAUUCAGACCACGAGCAGGCAGAUGAGACCGAGUUGGAGAUGAGGGAGCUGCAGGUCCUCAGAGACCGCCAGGAAGCGCGCAGCCAGCGCCCCUUGACCCAGGAGGAACAGCUUAGGGCAGAAGCAACUGUACGAGCUGUGCCAUGUCUGCGGUGGACGCGGAAGAGGCGGCAACAAGUUGGUGAUUCAUUUACUGCUGAGCGGUGCAUUUUGAUUUACGGGGCAGAAAAUAUAAGAGCGUUUUUGGCGUGGAGAGACAAACGGCUGGCUAAAAAACGACAGCGACAAAUGAGCGCCGUGCACUCGAAGGAGGCGCUGGCAGGCAAACGCAUUUGCCGCGCCUGUGGAAGGGCCGGUCAUAUCGCUUCAAACGUCAACUGUCCACUCUACCGGGGACCGAAACGCCUAGGGUCAGCAGUGGGGGAGGCGGCGACGAAGCGGAAGCGGCGGCGUACGGGCGGGAGCGACGUGGAGUUGGGUUUAACAGCAGAAACUAAUUUGCAAGGAGAGGGAGCGGGCUCUCUAUGCAGCAGCAGCACACGCAGGAGGCGCGGCCGCGGGGGGGCUGCUGCACUGCUCAGCGGCAGCAGCGAAGACGAGAGGGAGGAUGGCUUUGCUGCUGCUACUGAAGCAGCAGUAGACGUGUGGGGCGGCGAUGAAGCGCAAGAUGAUAGCGAUGAGGUCUCGUCAGAACUAGAGGAUGAUGAUGAUGAAGAUGAAGGCGUUGGGAAAUCAAGAUCUAGCAAGGCUGCCAGACAGAGAAAAAGAGGCAGAGGGCAUAGUACAGUUACAGACAGGGACGCCGCCCACAUGCAGCAGCCCAUCGAUGCCUUAAACGUCUCCUUCGCACGAGUUGUCAAUCUGCUGCUGCAACAGCAAACCUUCAAGGGGUCUUUGUUGGUUUCGUUUUUGCGUUCGGCGGAUGCUUUUCGAUGCGGUCUUGCUGCUUCCGGAUUGGGUUUGUCCUUUUUCCUUUGUGUACCUUUUGUGAAUCGGGUGGACGACCGGGUGGCGCCAGGUUAUUCUGUGGUAGUGCAGCAUCCGAUGUUUUUGCGCAAAGUUCUGUCCAAGUGUCGGGAGCGCCAGUACACCUCAGUAGCUGCAUUUAAAGACGAUAUAAACCUCAUCGUAUCCAACUGUCUCCUUUUCAACCCCGUAGGCUCCCCCUCCGCGUGGCUCAGAGACAGGGCUGUCCAGCUGCAGCAGCUGGCGAUGCAGCGGCUAGCUGAGCAGCCCCAAAUUGCAGAGUAUGAGGCGGCACUGCAGCAGAACGCCAUCCACCUGCAGCAGCAACAGCAUUAUCGUUCAUACGGUUACGAGGACGACUGA